AUCACGAUAAUGCUACACGCGAUCCGCACAGCAGAAGAGCAACUCUCUACCUGCUCAACCUCCUCACCACCCUCGUACCAACGGUGAACCUACACGGAACGUCACGUCUCAUAACGUCCAACCUCAACACCAACGGUGAACACACCAUAGCACAGCAGCCAUGACAUCACAAACCUACACGACAACCCUCACGCACUUCACCAACUUCCUAACCUGCUACAUCCACACGCUCCUCUACCUCCGCGCCCUCUACCCACCCGCCACCUUCGCCCCCUCCCGCUUCCACAACACCUCCGUCCACCAGUCCCGACACCCCGCAGUCUGCACCUGGAUCGCCGACGCCGUCUCCGCCGUCCACUCCGAACUCCUCGCCGGCACCGUCGCGAGAAUCGCAAUCGUCAUCUACCACCUCUCUCCCCCUCCUCCUUCACCCCCAGGUGGCAGCAACAGUCCCCAAGGCAAGACGACUGCAGCUCCACAGGGAAGCCCCAAAAUCCUCGAACGCUUCCUGCUCGACGUAUCCCGCUUCCCCGUCAUCUCUCCCCGCGAGCGAGACCGGGAAAUCGACCUCGCGCGCGACCCGCUCAGCCCCUCCUCCCCGGGCGUCUCCCUCUCCAAUCCUUCCUCCUCCAACGACGCCCCUCCGAAAGCGUCUGCGACGCCGCUAGACAAAGACGUCGAAGCCAACCUCUCAGAGCAAUACCGCGCCGCGCUCAUCAGCCUGCACACGCGGUGCGCGCGGCUUGGUCCGCUGCCGAAGGGGUGCGGGUUCAAUGUUAGUAUGGAGUUGAGGGAUGAUGCGGAGGUGGAUCCGCCGAUUGGGGGGAGGGCUGGCGCGGAGCAGGGGGUUUGGAUUCCCGCGCAGGAGAGUCUGCAGAGGACGGGGAGGAAGGGGGCCGCGGGGAGUGGUACUGGUACUGGUACUGGUACUGGGGAGAGCGAGGUAGUGGGGGAGGGAGAGGGUGGGGAUCUCGGGGGUGUGAGGGUCACGCCGAUUAGGACGGUGCAGGCGGGGGUUUUCAAGUUUGAGACGUGGGUUGAGGAGGGGAGGGCGAAGUUUGAGGGCGGGGAUAAGUGAUGUAGAGAUGGCCUUGGGAGCUUGGUCGCAAAGAUGGGAUGAAUGAGGCUAUACUGGUCACCGCGAUGUUACGGUCCUGGUAUCGUCGUCUAGGAUACCCAAUCGCCGCUCCUCCAUAACCGUCGCGACAUGAUGCGGUGCAAAACCCAUGCUCCAUAUUUAUUAUCAUUCCAUCCACUCUUACAAUAGUAGUAAGAUUCGAUACUAAUACUUCUUUAAGCUAGACAAAGGAAUUAAGAACUCCAGG
Aaosphaeria arxii CBS 175.79 is the source of this 1325-nucleotide messenger RNA. Its product is annotated as DNA-binding protein. Gene Ontology annotation, cellular component: zeta DNA polymerase complex. Bases 161 to 1078 code for a protein of 305 amino acids. Lineage: Eukaryota; Fungi; Ascomycota; Dothideomycetes; Pleosporales. The transcript has a single exon. The record is from RefSeq and is a predicted model, not a curated record.